AUGCGAAGAGAAACUGCCGGAGACGGAGGUGAUGCUGACGAACCAUCUGCCAAAAGGCCACGCACUGACAAUUCAUUAAAUUCCGGCACUAAAGUGAUGUACUUGCCAAGCGGUAGUGUUCCCUGCAAUUCGCCAUUAUGCGAGAUGAUUAAAAUCGUUAAACCAAUUAUACGCAAAUUGGUGGAAGAUUCUAAUCUCCUUAAGAUGUGGAUUUCAUUUAUGAUUCCUAAAAUUGAAGAUGGCAAUAAUUUUGGCGUUUCAAUCCAGGAGGACACAUUGGCUGAAAUUCAAACCGUUGAAUCUGAAGCGGCUGCGUUUUUUGAUCAAAUAUCCCGCUAUUUCCUAUCAAGAGCUAAGGUAGUUUCAAAAGUGGCCAAAUAUCCCCAUAUUGACGAUUACAGACGUGCUGUCAUUGAAUUAGACGAGAAGGAGUAUUUAAGCCUGUGGUUAGUUGUCUGUGAAGUACGAAAUCGGUAUUCAUCUCUUCACGAUAUUGUUAUUAAAAACAUGGAAAAACUUAAAAAGCCACGUUCCUCAAAUGCCGAAAGUCUUUACUAACUAUGCUGUAUGCAAUUCAAUGGAUGAAGUAAAAAAUCUAUGGAAGCUUAUAAAAACAUUCUCAAACUCUGUGCAUAACCAAGAGAUCAAAGAUUGAGGAUUCUACAUUAAACUCGUAAGAAGACAUAUAACGCAACUUGAAAGAAAUACAGUUCUUUUUCAACUUUCUUUUAGUUUUAAUAAAAUUAAACAAUAUUUUCUUCAAUUUAAUUACAAACAAAACGAAAAAUAAAUUCAACAUUUUAAUUUUUUCCAUCUUCUCCAAAA
Molecule: messenger RNA, 825 nt
Organism: Lucilia cuprina (Australian sheep blowfly)
Lineage: Eukaryota; Metazoa; Arthropoda; Insecta; Diptera; Calliphoridae
Gene: REG
Product: proteasome activator complex subunit 3
Exons: 3
Coding region: 1-558 (185 amino acids)
Biological process (GO): positive regulation of endopeptidase activity; regulation of proteasomal protein catabolic process; regulation of G1/S transition of mitotic cell cycle
Cellular component (GO): proteasome activator complex; nucleoplasm; cytoplasm
Molecular function (GO): endopeptidase activator activity
Source: RefSeq, a predicted model, not a curated record